AUGUCAGCUUAUUAUCAAACUAAUGGAAAACCAUUAUCUGCAGAGGCAUUAUAUAAACAGAAAUUGAAACAAGGUGUAUUUCAUUCACCAAGUGGAGGUAUCGUUGGAGUCAAUUCCAAUGCUUCGGACACAGCUGCAUUAUUAGCUGCCUCUUCCGAUUUAACUGUUAAACCAUCUUACGAACGUACAAUUGCGCCAGAAGCCCACACUGCAGCCUUGGCAGCAAAACAACAAAGAAUUGAAAUAUGGCACCGGGAUAAAGAAGACCCUUAUGCAGAUGCAGCAGCUGCCAAUGCUAGAACAAGUACACUUGCAAGUACUGCUUCUGCUCCAGUAUCUUCGGUUUAUACGGGAGUUCCAUCCUUAAAUUCAAAUUCAAUCUAUACUGCUGCUCAACAACUUUCAACAUCAACAAUGACAUCCAGAAUCAAUCCUGAGAGGGAUAUAAAAAGAAGUGGAAUUCAAACUAAAUCAUCUUCAGCAUCACCAGCUGCUGCUACUGCUGCUUUAAAUUUACAUAAAAUUAAUCAAGCAGCAGAAAGAAAUUCAACCAAAUCGUUAACAUCCCGUUUUAACCCCGAAUUGGACUACAGAUCAGGUUUGGUUGGCGAUCAACAAGCCAAAACCGAUGCAGGCGCAGCAGCUACGGCGUCCUUAAAACAUGGAGGCACAUUCACUUCCCAAGUCUCUUCCCAAACCAGAUCCAACACCUUCAAAGCCAGUGAUAUCGUAGGUGCUAAUCUCCUUUCAGUUGCGUCAUCAAGAGCUAAUGAACGAUUAAAUACCCUUAAUGCCGGUACGCCUGCCUCGUUGAGAGAACAAGCACAAGUAUAUGCCCAAGCACUCGCCGUUGCUCAAAAGAAUGCUGAUGAACGUAUAAAGAGUCAUCAAGCGGGUGUGAUUGAUUUAGGAGGAGGGUUGACUAUGUUGCGUUCAGAUUUGGAUAAAUUGGCCCUGACUUAUGUUAACCCUGUCUUGCAAGAUAUUGAACAUAAGGCCGACCUGAGAAGACAAGCCGAUUUAGAACGGAAACAAAGACAAUUGGAAUUGGAACAGGAGCAUGAACGUGCAAAACAAUUGGAAGCUGAAGCUAAAUUACAAGAAAAGCGUGAUUUAGAAGCUGCUAAACAAAAACGUAUCGUGGAAAAUGAAGAUAAGAAAAAACUGGAAGAGGAUAAAUACUUAGAGUAUCAAAAAGAGAGAAAUGAUGAAGUUGAUGCUAAGGGCCAGGAAUUGAGAGAACUUGAAGCUAAACAUGCCGAAGAGAAGGAAGCUUUAUUGACUGAAAAACAACAAAACCAAGAUCGUAUUGAUGAAGAAGAAGCGAAUUUCAUUGCUGAACGUAAGAAAGAAUUGGAAGAUAUGCAAGCUGAAAGAGAUGAACUCAUUAAACCAACAUUAGAAGAAUUGGAAGUUGAAACUGCCAAAUUAAAAGAAUUGACGGAUGCAAGAGAUGAAUUGGAUAAUGAAGUUAAAGCAGCAGAAGAUUUGGAUAAAGAAUAUGAAGACAAGAUUGCCGAAUUAAAUGCUAAAUUAGAAGAAACUCAAGCUGAAUAUGAAAAGUAUACUACUGAUUUAGAAGAUGCUGUUGUCAAACAUGAAACUACUGACAAAGAACUUGCUGAUUUCCAAGUUGCUCAUGAUAAGGAUCUUGAGGAUGUUAAUAAUGAAGAUAAGGAAUUAGAGGAACAAUUAGCUGCAUUAGAAAAACAAAAGGAAGAACAUUUACAAGAUAAGAAACAGAAGAAAGAGGCUAUUUUGGCAGGAAUAGAUGAAAAAGUUAAAGACGAACAUAAGAUUAAUAAUGAGUUACCUGAGCAUUUAAGAACUGAAGUAGAUGAAGAUAGAAUAAGAGAUACUGGGUCAUUAUUCUCAGUUGAAAAGCCUAAGAUUAAAGAAAUUCCAUUAGUGAAGGAGCCACCACAACAGGAUGAUGCAGCUACCCCGGCCACACCAGAACCACAACAGCAACAACCAGCCCCACCAUCCAAAAAACUUUCAGUUUCUGAUGUCCCAGUUAUCCCCCAAGGUAGAAACAAAAAGAGACUUUCAUUCUCCAAACGAUUAAGUUCAAUAUUCAAAAAGGAUAAACAUGAGACUGAAGGGUCUUCUUCUUCGUCUGCUUCUUCUCCAGCGACUUCACCAAUAAAACGUCGAAAGAGUUCAUUGGGAAGUAAAGAAGGUGAAGGUGUAUCUACUUCUGCUUCUGCACCACAACUGGGAAAUAUUCCAAGAAGUACAACUGGUACGUCAGACUUUGGUGAUUAUGAUGAACUUUCGAUAAAUAAGAAGGGACCUCAUAAUGCAGUAUUUAAGGAAGAAAUUUAG
This is a messenger RNA of Hemisphaericaspora subhashii, 2328 nucleotides long. RefSeq lists its product as uncharacterized. The transcript has a single exon. NCBI's taxonomy places the organism in Eukaryota, Fungi, Ascomycota, Pichiomycetes, Serinales, Debaryomycetaceae. Gene Ontology annotation, biological process: eisosome assembly. The record is from RefSeq and is a predicted model, not a curated record. Bases 1 to 2328 code for a protein of 775 amino acids.